AUUGUUUUAAAUUCUGCUCUGUGAGCUACUGAUACUGUUAAUACAUGUUGCUGAAAUUGGCCCACCUCAUUAGCCUUUUCUCAACUAUAAAACCCCUCCAAUCCUCAUGAUGUUCUUCAUUACCACAAUCUCCGAUUACAAACCCUUGAAGUAUCUUCUCAAGAAUUCUAGCCAUGCUUCCAGGCGAGCUCACAGGAAUUCACUAUAUAGCACCUGAUCAAAGCCUGAUUCCAUUCCCGGCUAAUUUCGGCAUGAUGCAACAAAGCAGCAUACCAGCCUUCCAUUUCAACAGACUCUUGAACAACUUGCAGAGCUCAUCGUUCCCUCAACCGGUUCGUGAAUUCACUCCACAGUCCUCAAGUCUCAGCAACAACUCAACUUCAGAUGAAUCUGAGGAGCACCAACUCAGCAUCAUCGACGAGAGGAAGCAGCGGAGAAUGAUUUCCAAUAGAGAGUCUGCUCGCAGGUCAAGGAUGAGGAAACAGAAGCACCUAGAUGAGCUAUGGACUCAGGUAGUUCGGCUGCGAACUGAGAACCACAAUCUCAUAGACAAGCUGAAUCAUGUGUCUGAGUGUCAUGACCGGGUUCUUCAAGAGAAUGCACGGCUCAAAAACGAAGCUUCUGAUCUUCGCCAAAUGGUUACUGACCUGCAAAUUGGCAGCCCUUACACUGCCACUGCUUUAAGGGAUCUUGCAGAGGUCCCCUGCAACACAGCCCAUGUCAGAUCUAAAUCCUCAAACCAAUCUGUCACUAGUUCUGUAGACUUGCUUCAUUGAAAACAAGAGAUCUUUUGCCAUUAUAAUAUCUACUUCAUGUUCCUUCUGUUUGAGAUGAUUAUCGAUGUUAACUUUAGCUUCCAUCUGCAAUAACAGCUUUCUAACCAUUCGCCUCCUUGGCUUCA
Messenger RNA from Populus euphratica (Euphrates poplar), 901 nucleotides. Its product is annotated as basic leucine zipper 43-like. Lineage: Eukaryota; Viridiplantae; Streptophyta; Magnoliopsida; Malpighiales; Salicaceae. The transcript has a single exon. The record is from RefSeq and is a predicted model, not a curated record. The coding region runs from base 174 to 776 and encodes 200 amino acids. Gene Ontology annotation, biological process: regulation of DNA-templated transcription. Gene Ontology annotation, molecular function: DNA-binding transcription factor activity.